GACAUAAAGAUCAGUCAUCAUCAUUGGUAAACCACCAACUAAACAACACCCUUAAUUUUUUGUUUUGUUUUGUUGAUUGUCAUUAUAACAGCCAACAGCAAAUAUCUGAUAUUCGAUCAUCAUCAAUAAUGAACUAUUCAACAAGUCGAAAAAAAUCUACUACAAUUAAUUUAACAACCAAAACAAUUCAAUCAAAAAUGUUAUUGAUUGAAUUAUUUUGUUUGAUAUUUCUAUUGAUAUCAUCAUAUUCAAAUAUGAAUAAAUUUUUGCCAACAGUAAUGGCAAAAAAUGAAACACCAUUAGAAUGUUUGGUAUUGAAAAAUUUGGUUACCAAUCGUUUAAGUCGUUCUUUGAUAGAAAAUCGUCAUCGUAUGUCGGAAAAUGAAGCUGAAGCACGUAAUAUGAAAAAUUUGAUACGGCUUCAUUAUAAUUGUCUUCUGCAUGAUGAUCGAAUUCGAUUCAAAAAACGUGGCUGAUAUUCAUUCCAAAUCAUUUAUUUUUUCAUCAUUAUCAUCAUUAACAUUUUUAUCAUUUUUGACAACUUUCAUCAUCAUCAUCA
Molecule: messenger RNA, 559 nt
Organism: Dermatophagoides pteronyssinus (European house dust mite)
Lineage: Eukaryota; Metazoa; Arthropoda; Arachnida; Sarcoptiformes; Pyroglyphidae
Source: RefSeq, a predicted model, not a curated record